This is a messenger RNA of Bombina bombina (fire-bellied toad), 7648 nucleotides long. It is a transcript of the gene RALGAPB, whose product is annotated as Ral GTPase activating protein non-catalytic subunit beta. Lineage: Eukaryota; Metazoa; Chordata; Amphibia; Anura; Bombinatoridae. The transcript has 32 exons. Gene Ontology annotation, molecular function: GTPase activator activity. The coding region runs from base 303 to 4865 and encodes 1520 amino acids. Gene Ontology annotation, biological process: activation of GTPase activity; regulation of small GTPase mediated signal transduction. The record is from RefSeq and is a predicted model, not a curated record.
GCCGGCCAUCUUGCGGCGGCUCUGGAUGAUCCGCCCUGCAGGUUGCGGAAGCGUUGAUUCGGCAGUGGCCUGCGGCUUCGUGCGGAAAGCUGCUUUGCUAAUGAGAAGUGGAGGGCUGGGGGAGUGGCCCGGAAAUCCUGUGAGGUAAGGGGAGACCGGCUUCCCCAUAGCAGACAGUAGGGAGCAAUCUGAACUAGGAAAAAGAGAUGGAGGAAUACAUUACCAACUAGUGACCCAUCUAUUGAGCAGGACUUCAGCUUGCUGAGUGAGAAUAGGACUUCUGGUCAGGAGAAGCACUCACAAUGUACUCGGAAUGGAGAACACUACAUCUUGUCAUUAAAAAUGACCAGGGUCACACCAGUGUGCUACACAGCUACCCUGAGAAUGUGGGCCGUGAAGUUGCAAAUGCAGUCGUCAGACCUUUGGGGCAGGCUAUUAACUCUCUGACUAAUAGUGAGAGCAUAUUAAAAACCGAUAAAGAGGUGAAAUGGACCAUGGAGGUGAUAUGUUAUGGUCUUACGUUGCCACUGGAGGGAGAUACAGUGAAGUUCUGUGUUGAUGUAUAUACAGAUUGGAUUAUGGCUCUUGUAUCUACAAAGGAGUCCAUCCCCCUACCUGUCAUCAAAGAGCCCAACAUGUAUAUUCAACUUAUACUGAAGCACCUCCAGAACCUUUUUGUGCCAAGGCAUGAGCAAGUGAGCAGCCAGAUCAGGCUCUGCCUUCAAGUGCUGAGAUCCAUUCAGAAGCUUGCCCGAGACUCAACCCACAUGGCUCGUGAAACAUGGGAGGUUCUGCUCCUUUUUCUACUGCAGAUAAAUGACACCCUAUUGGCUGCUCCUACUGUGGCAGGGGGGAUUGCAGAGAGUCUAGCUGACAAACUUAUUGGGGUCCUGUUUGAAGUCUGGUUCUUGGCAUGUACUCGCUGCUUUCCAACGCCCCCUUAUUGGAAGACUGCCAAAGAAAUGGUUGCCAAUUGGAGACACCACCCUGCUGUAGUAGAGCAAUGGAGCAAAGCUAUCUGCGCGCUAACCUCAAGGUUGCUUCGCUUCACCUAUGGUCCAUCGUUUCCUCCCUUUAAAGUGCCAGAGGAAGAUGCUAAUCAAAUUCCAGCUGAGAUGGAUAAUGAAUGUGUGACACAGACCUGGUUUCGUUUCCUCCACAUGCUAAGCAACCCUGUGGAUUUAAGUAACCCUAGCAUCAUAGGCACAACACCCAAAUUUCAGGAACAGUUUCUAAAUAUAAGUGUGGGGAACCAGGACGUGAACCAGUACUCUUGCCUCAAGCAGUUGCCUCAGAUCUUCUUCCGAGCCAUGCGUGGAGUCAGCUGUCUAGUGGAUGCUUUCCUAGGAGUUGCUGUGUUUAAGAACAUUGGGUGUGACAGACUGCCCAAAUAUGGAAUUUCACGCCCAAGAGCCGACAGUGCCCCACCUACUCCAGGGAACAGGCUCAGCAUACCUCAAAGUACAGCUACAAAUACCACUCCUCCACGCAGCCGAGGGCAUCGAGCAGUGACUGUGAACAAGCCCAAUAUGAAACCUGGUGUGGUAAAUACCACCCAUGGCACAAAAGUUCAACAUCAGGCAUCUUCCACCUCUCCACUAUCAAGCCCAAAUCAAACCUGCUCUGAGCCAAGACCUCUGCCUGCUCCCACACGACCAAAAGUCAACAGCAUUCUGAACCUAUUUGGCUCGUGGUUGUUUGACGCAGCUUUAGUUCAUUGCAAGUUGCAAAACGGUGUGAACCGUGACAGCAGUAUGACAGCAUCUUUUAUCCAAAUUCUUCUUUCUUAUAAAUCUUCAGCUUUGGCUACCCAAACAGCGAUGGAAUUUCGCCGCAAAGGCUCCCAGAUGUCCACGGACACCAUGAGCUCAAACACAGUGUUUGAUGCUAAUGAAUUCCCAGAGAAUUAUGAUGCAGGAAGAGCUGAGGCCUGUGGAACCCUAUGUCGAAUAUUCUGCAGCAAGAAAACUGGAGAAGAGAUACUAUCUGCAUAUCUUUCCAGGUUUUACAUGGUUUUAGUUCAAGGUCUACAGAUUGGAGAUUUCAUCUGCCAUCCUGUUCUGGCUAGUGUCAUCCUCCACUCCUCUCCUCUGUUUUGCUGUGACCUCAAAGGGAUUAACGUGGUGGUUCCUUACUUUAUAUGCGCACUUGAAACCAUUUUGCCUGACAGAGAGCUUUCAAAAUUCAAGACCUUUGUAAAUCCUACAGAGCUAAGGAAAUCGUCUAUCCACAUACUGUUAUCACUACUGCCUUUGCCACAUCAUUUUGGGAAUGUGAAAUCAGAGGUUUUGCUUGAAGGAAAGUUUAGUAACGAUGAUGGUACGAUCGGUGAUAAACCAAUGACUUUCCUGUCAUUGAAGCUGAGACUUGUCAAUAUCCUUAUAGGAGCACUACAGACUGAAACUGAUCCCAACAACACACAAAUGAUUCUUGGUGCAAUGUUGAAUAUUGUCCAAGAUUCUGCAUUUUUAGAAGCCACUGGUAAUCAGGUUGAAAUGAUGGAAAAUAAUCUGUUGAAAAGCCAUAGCAGAACAAACAGUGGUAUCAGCACAGCUAGUGGGGGCAGUACAGAGCCCACUACUCCUGACAGCGAACGACCAGCACAGGCACUUCUGCGGGACUAUGCUCUUCAUACAGAUACAGCAGCUGGACUUCUUAUGCGCAGUAUCCACUUGGUCACCCAGAGGCUGAACUCACAGUGGAGACCAGAUAUGAGCAUUUCAUUGGCUGCCCUAGAGCUGCUAUCCGGACUGGCCAAGGUUAAGGUGGGCAUUGAGUCUUCAGAUAGAAAGAGAGCUGUGAGCUCUGUUUGCACAUAUAUUGUCUAUCAGUGCUCACGACCAGCUCCACAUCACUCCCGCGAUCUGCACUCCAUGAUCGUGGCUGCCUUCCAGUGCCUGUGUGUCUGGCUCACUGAGCAUCCAGACAUGUUAAAUGAAAAGGACUGUCUGAAGGAGGUAUUGGAGAUUGUAGAGCUAGGUAUAUCUGGAAGCAAGUCUAAGAACCCUGAACAGCAAGAGGUGCGCUACAAAGGUGACAAGGAGCACAAUCCAGCCUCCAUGAGAGUGAAGGAUGCUGCAGAAGCCACAUUAACAUGUAUCAUGCAGUUGCUUGGGGCAUUCCCCCCUCCCAGUGGCUCUGCUUCCCCUUGCAGCUUAGUGAAUGAGACAACGUUGAUUACUUUCUCACGUCUACCUACUGUAAGCAAGUACAGCUUCCGAUACUUCGUCCUUGAUAAUAGCGUAAUUCUGGCCAUGUUGGAGCAACCUCUAGGGAACGAGCAGAGUAGCCCGAGUCCUUCCAUCACAGUUCUCAUUCGUGGGAUGUCUGGUCGCCAUGCAUGGUCAAUGCAACUGUGCCAUUUGCCUAGAGCGGCGAGAGCCCAUCAAAAAAUGUUUACGCCUGAAACAAGGCCAGAGCAUAGAAAUGAUGUGGGCAUCAAGCACUGUGUAAAGCAUCGUCCAUUUCCAGAGGAGGUAGAUAAGAUCCCCUUUGUUAAAGCAGACCUGAGUAUUCCUGACCUGCAUGAAAUAGUUACUGAAGAGUUGGAAGCGAGACAUGAAAAACUGAAGAUUGGGAUGGCCAACCAGAUAACAUAUGAAACUACACUGGAUCACCUGAAGGAGGAGGAGUGGAAGAAGAAAAGCUACCCGGAUCCCCUGACUGAGUGCAAACCUCCUCCACCAGCUCAAGAGUUCCAGACUGCACGCCUGCUGCUCUCACACUUUGGUUUUCUUUCUCUUGAAGCACUGAAAGAACCUACAAACAGUCGUCUACCUCCUCACCUUAUUGCACUUGACCCUUAUAUUCCUGGAUUUUUUGAUGACAUUGGGUAUCUGGAUUUGCUUCCCUGUCGCCCAUUUGAUACAGUUUUCAUAUUUUAUAUGAAGGCAGGACAGAAAACAAGUCAAGAGAUACUGAAGAAUGUUGAGUCUACUAGUAAUGUACAGCCCCAUUUUCUGGAGUUCCUGUUGUCUUUAGGCUGGCCCGUUGAUGUGGGAAAACACCCAGGAUGGACAGGUCAUGUUUCCACAAGCUGGUCAAUCAACUGUAUCAGUGAGAAUGACCAGCAAGAGCAAGAUGAUCCGCUAUUCUCUGUGGAUACAGGCGGAAGCAUAUUCAAUGGGGAGAAGAAAGUUCUAUAUUAUGCUGAUGCUCUGACUGAGAUUGCUUUUGUGGUUCCAUCAACAGUAGAUUAUAUGGGGGAAUCAUUAGAAAGUAAUGUGUCAGAAUUUGAAGGUGACUCAAAGAUGGAUCUUCUGUCUGGAAUAUGGAAACAACCCUUAACACUAGAACUUUUCAAUAACCAUACAGACAGCCUAAAUUCCACACAAAGGUUGAGUCCUACUAGUCGCUCAAAGAAGUUACCUCAUGGCCGAAUUGUCCCACCCAUGGGACCUGAGACCAAGGUGGCAGUGGUGUGGUUGGAGCAGUAUGAUGAUUUAGAAAACUUCCCUUUGUCUGACUUGUCAGCAGAGAUCAGCACUGGAAUUGAGACCACCACAAACAGCAACACAUCCAUACGAAAUAGCACGCCAGAGAAGGAAGUUCCGGUUAUAUUUAUUCACCCUUUAUACACUGGACUGUUCAGGGUUAAAGUUCACGGAGCUUCCGGGAAAUUCAACAUGGUGAUACCUCUGGUUGAUGGAAUGGUAGUUAGUAGGAGAGCCCUUGGUUUCUUAGUGCGACAGACAGUAAUCAAUAUUUGCAGAAGGAAAAGACUUGAAAGUGACUCCAACACUCCACAUGUUCGGCGGAAGCAGAAAAUUACAGAUAUAGUCAAUAAAUACAGGAACAGACAAUUGGAGCCCGAGUUUUACACUUCUCUGUUUCAUGAUGUUGGACUGAAAAGCUGCUCCCCUUAAACCAAAGCCCCCUUUUGGGGGUACUUGAUUUAGGACUAUUCUUAAGGGACGUCUCCAGCAAAGCCUGGAAACCAAAAAUAAGAGCCAGUGCACUGAAUAGCUGAUCCUUCUAACCACUUUGCUGUUACAAAUUCAUAAGGUGGCCUUGGAUUAACGGAAUGCUUGUGCGAGUAUAGAUUGAUACAAACCACCCACAUAGAUUCUUCUUAUAUGCUGCAUGUGGAUCUUCAGCACAGAUCACCUGUUCAAGUACUGGAGGAUAUGGUCUCUCCUGGCUCUAAUUUAUAAGAAGGGGUGUUCCUUCUGGAUGUGAACCCUCCUCACAUGCCAAGGCAUGCCUCAAAUUCAUGAUCUCUAGCCAUAUUGGAUUUUUGAAGAGCUGGACUGGGUGGUAGUGCCAUUGACCAAUAUACAAAUGUUCCUGUUUUGUGAGAUGGUAUACUUGCUCUUCUUAAAACCUUAAUUCCCUUCUCCUGUUGAUUAGUGGGUUCCUAAAGAGGAGCUUUUUUGGAGCUUCAAGGACAAACCUCUCAAUCUGUAUGCAAUCUUUAUUUUUAAUACAUAGCUGCACAAACAUUUAGUUUCUUGUCAAUUUUGUUUGCCACACAAUGCAUACAAACCUUCUGUUUUGUGUAUGCAUACAUCUGUUUUGUAUUUUUAAUCAAUUAAAAUCUAUUCAACUUUUUAGCAUUCUGAAUAAUCAGUGAAAAGAUAGCCUUUCUUUAUUUUAUAUAAACUGAGACAAGCAUUUGUGGUGCAAAACUUUCAGACUCUUUUUAAAAGCACUGAUUACUUUCUUGCAUUGCUCUUUGUUUUAAUAUAUUAUCAAUAUUAUCACCACUGUUUAUUUCUCCCUUCUAUCUCCACUAUUAAAUAGGCAGUGCCUAAUGCAUGACAUUAUAUUAAAGUCCACUUUAAAUUUCAUAUGCUAGAAGUUACAGCAGCUACAUUUGUAUUUUAUUUAUUUUUUUUAAGUUUAUUGAAGUGUUGCAAUUGAAGGGAUAUUCCUCACAAAUGUCUAUAUAAUCAGACAUAUUUUUCCUCACAAAUGUCUAUAUAUUCAGACAUAUUUUUCCUCACAAAUGUCUAUAUAAUCGGACAUAUUUUUUGUUUUUAAUGCUCAUGUAUGGAGGGAUUGUAGACUACCUACACUGAAAAGAUUUGUUUUUAUUAUUAAUUUUGCAGGGCAAAUUAAAAAUAUUGCAUAAUAAUUAAAAUGUUGAUUCAUUGGACAUAAUGGCUGCAGGUUAGCCUAGCUCAGGUAGCUAGUUGAGAGCUGAAUAUCAGGAGAUAUUGUAAAUUUUUCUUUAUUAAUUUAGAUUUUAUUUUUCAUUUUAAUGUCACCCCAAAAAAAUAUUAAUAGUUGUGGGUUUUUUGUUUGUUUUUAAAGGUUAUUAACAGAAAUAUCAUAGUUAUCAUUCUAGGCCAAACUGUUAGUGUUCUGAAAGUUAUGAUUGCUUAAAUUGUUGUUCACCCCUUGAGCGGAGGACUUUUUUUCUUCUUUUUUUUUCUUCUUUUUUUUUUUAAGCAUUCAGACUUUUGAAUAGCUGUAAAUUAGCAGUAUAACCAUUAAACAUAUUUUGCAUUAAAAUCUUUUUUUUUUUUCUUAGAUGCACAUUUACAAAUGCACACUAGCUCACAAGUUUUUCUUGAAGCAUAGGCAGUACUUUUAACACCCACAAAGAAAUACAGUGUCAAUACUGGUAGCUUAAUUGAUAAAAUGCAUAAUAAAUAUUAUCAUGGGGGGCAGUGUUUCUAUAUAAAAUUUUGAGUUUUUACUGCAUAAAUGUAAUACUGUAUUAUCCAUAUUUGGGUGUGAGGAAAGACUGUUUUGUCAGGCUUGUAUUCCACUAUGGAUCUUUUAAUGUGCGUAAACAUUAUAAGUUUGUUUUGUACUUCAACAAGGCUAUUAAUUGUUUGAUUUUUUUUUUAUUAUUAUUACACCAAAAAUAUGUCUUCUGAGAUUAUAUUGAUUUUUCAUUUAUUACACUUAUUGUUAGUAAUCAUUGUCUAAAUAUCUUGUUUCACUACACACUAAACAUCACAGCAUUGUGAAGACAUUGGCAUUUUGUGGCAAGGAUUUCUCAUCUAGUGUUUAAUUGGCUGUACUAUUUUUGUUUUCCCCAUAGAAUACAUAUCAGAUUUUUUUAUCUUUGAGGGCAGGUCCCUCUAUAGUAAUGAAUAGUUGAUUUAAGACCACUUGUUUGGGGGGGGUUAACUUCAAUCAAGACUUAUUUCCAAAAUAAAUGUUUGUUGUCUAAAAUUAUUUUAUUUCCUUUGCUGAAUUUCUUGCUAAAGCUUCAUCCUACUAAAGCAGGGCAUAACAAUUGAAUGUCCUGUAUUCUGUUUCCCGCACAGUAAUUUUAAACAUUUUGUAAAUUCGUUCCAGAUAUUUCAUAUUUUAAAAGAAUGCAUUAUCCUAAAACGAUUUCCAGUUUUCCUUAUACCAUAAUUUGCUACUGCUGAACUGUAGCUUUUGUUCUCAAAAGACAGUUGGUGUGUUUUCAAGUCAUGUACAUUCUAUGAAUUUCUGUGUGCUGCUGAGACACAUUUUUUAUUUUUCUUAUUGUAUUUUUCUGUAAAUAGGAUGUUGGCUCAGAGUUUUUAAGGCACUGUAAAUAAAAGAAGAUGUGGCUUUGUGUCCCAGGUUUGCUGUCUCUCUCCUGUUAAAGCCACAAAAUAGGCAUAGUUCUAUUCAUGCCAGUAUCCUUUAUUCCAAAAAGGAACACAUCAAAUAUUGAAUGUAUCACAUUUAGUCAAAUAAAUUUUAAAUGAAAUUCUUA